Messenger RNA from Myotis daubentonii (Daubenton's bat), 644 nucleotides. RefSeq names its product protein POLR1D-like. Lineage: Eukaryota; Metazoa; Chordata; Mammalia; Chiroptera; Vespertilionidae. The record is from RefSeq and is a predicted model, not a curated record.
CAAUAGAAGAACUGCUUAAAGAGGCAAAACGUGGGAAACAAGAGCAGAAACCAUGGGACCUAUGGGUUGGAUGAAGUGUCCUCUUGCUGGUACCAAUAAAAGAUUUCUCAUUAACACAAUUAAGAACACACUUCCCUCCCAGAAAGAGCAAGAUCAUGAACAAAAAGAGGGCGAUGAGGAACCUGCGAAGAGCCAGAACCAGAAAGAAGAAAGCCGAAAGAAGAACAGAGCCCACCCUUACAAGCACAGCUUCCAAGCUCGAGGCACAGCCAGUCAUUCUCCACCGAGGAAGCGGAGCAGCCAGGGCAAAUAUGAAAAGCAGUCACGCAAGCGAUGAGGCAGGGAGGGAGAACCAGCAAGACUGUCCCCAGUCACAGUGCUGUUACAUGUGGGAGACUGGGAUGUGCAGAGGUUAUUGAAGACAUGCCCUGAGCUGACAGAGCAAACACCUAAAAGCAUUUUUACAGUAGGUCCUUUGUCUUUGUGACAAGCAAAAAUGACCUAGAAACUCUUCAAGGAAAUUAGUACAAAGGAACUUGCUCUGAAUAUGUCUUGCCAGUGUAAGCUACUUCCGCAGUGUAGUAUACAUAUGUAUUGUUUCUAUUCUAUUUCAUUUAGAAAUUGAUUCCAAAAUAAAUGUAGAA